GAAAGUUUGUUGAGAAAGAGAAGCUUGCCAGAAAAUUGAAAAUUGUUGAGAAAAAGAAAUAUUGUUGGAGAAAGAAAAGGUUGUUAGAAAAAGAAAGAGUUGUCAGAAGAGAGAAGAUUGUCAAAAAGGAAGGGUUGUUAGAAAAAAAAAAGAUUGUUGGGAUA
Molecule: messenger RNA, 164 nt
Organism: Racocetra persica
Lineage: Eukaryota; Fungi; Glomeromycota; Glomeromycetes; Diversisporales; Gigasporaceae
Source: the annotation of a GenBank genome assembly